UUAAGACUGGCCAUGCUGCUACUCCCGAGUCCAUUGACAAGUAUUUUCAUUGCCAGCAUCACGUCUUCGGUCAUGGAGAGGAGAUCAAGUCCGGAAACAAAGAAAGCCACCUCAUAUCCGGUCGUCCGAACACAAUAAGCAUCACCAAGCGUCCCUGGGACCGACCUCAAAAAGAUGCGAAGAGGCAAGGCCCUGCAAUGUUGAAAAAGUUCGCUUUCGUUUUGGGCGACCUUGAUUACCGACUGGAAUGCGAGAUACAUUGUGACUCAGAAACCACUCCAGGUCCUCACGGACCCACCUGUACCUCUGAAGGACUCGAAAUAAGACUCGAGGCGAAUUUUUUCCCUCAGUCGAGAUCUGUUUUCAUCCACAUUCCAGGAAGAAUGUGACCCUUGCUUAUAUCGUGCGGUCGGCCCUUCGCACAAAAGAUCAGGGUAGCAUAUAUGCAUAUACUGCGCAUUGCCGAGACUGGGUACUGUCACGGUGUGCAACUCCAUUUGACUGUCACUGCCCUGGACAGACACUGGGAAGACCGCACUUCGAUUCCGACAUCUCAAUGCCAUUGGGCUUGUCCUUCCGAUCGAAUCACGGCAAUAGUGGUAUUCCCAUCCGCCCACGACCAAGUCGAGACUAAAGCUUGCAAGACCCCCUUCAAUCGAGAUGUCCUGCACGCCCUUAACCUACUUCCUGGCAGCACCAUGGCUGCCUCUGCUCGUGCCGAUGAUCGCGACGAAGCUUCAACCAAGCACUCCAAGAGAGCCCACAAUGAAGCAGCAGAAGAGCCGCUUUCCAGCGACGUACCAUCCACAAAGAAGUCGAAACAGAAGGCAUCGAAACCGGGUGGCGACGAAACAGGGGGUUUGGUCCGCGCUACACAUUUUGGCAUCGAACUAGAACUCGUUUUGGUCUUCAGGGAAGAUCAGUUGAAAGCAGUGCUCUCGGAUCACAACAUCGAUGCCGAUAUUGUCAAGCGAUUCACAAGCAACGACCACGCCAACCUGCUGGCUAUUGAUCCCAUGCAGCCUGCCUACGACGUCAGGCACCGUUACCCGUCGUUCGCAUUGCAUGUCACUGCAGACGACAUCAUAUGUAACAGAAGCUUACACCUCGGCAUGUUUGUCAAUAAAGUUUCCGGCGACAGGCGAUGGCUACGGCGGUACGUUAUGGAACCUCUUCUUGUUGCCAGGAAGUGCCUCAGCGCAGCAAAGCUUGACAGCAAUGUCAUUGGAUGGAUAUCUCUCGAUCCGCAAUACCCCAGGGAUCCCACUAAAGCAGAAAUACAAUUCCCCAAAGAGGGCGAAGAUACCAUGAUCCGAAAGGGUCUGGUCGACUAUACCGAAUGGACCCUGACGAAUGACCAUACCCUCGUGGGAGCAUUGCGAGGGCAAAUGUUAGACAGCCUCUCAAGCAAGGGCCUGCAAGUGGAUCAGAUAUCGAAUUGGGACAGCACAGGGGUCGAGUUGAUCAGUCCCAUUUUUGAGCUCGAGCAUAAAGACGACGCUUUUGCGCAAAUUCAACAGUAUCUGGCCGCUCUGAAUGGAAAAGACGUGCUCGUCAUGGAGUCGGUAUGGGCGAGUACGCAUGUGCACGUCGGCUUCAACUUCGAUAAGCCAGAAGACAUGCCUAUUCUGUUAUUGCAGCAUCUAGCAUAUAUCCUUGUGCUGCACGAAGACCUCUUAUCCAAGUGUCACCCGAGAAGCCGGUGCGGAGCUAAACCUCCUUCACCUCAGGCCGACGUAGGGGACCUGAGCAACGAACAGUCCGAUUUCGACGAUUUCGACGAUUUCGACCCUGACGCGCCUUUGCCACCAAGAUCGCCAUCCCCUACCGAGGAAGAGCUGGAGAAGGAAAAUGAAAAGAAGGUCCUUGAUCGUGAAGCCCAGUACACCGGAUUCGGUAAUGUCGAGUCCAAUGCUGAGUAUCUUCGAACGCAGGUGCUGCAUAACAUCACGGCUCGGAACCAGCCACGGGUCAUCAGAGAUAGCAUUUUUAAGGAGGGUGGCAGUAUCUUCGACCUUGUCAAACUUUUACAGAAACCCGAUCCGAAGGACGAGAACCACCGGUACCGUGGAUACAUGUACAACUUCGCCAAUUUGUGGACACUUGCAAAGAAUGAAACACCUUGGAAACCUAUCAAGCCAACGCUUGAGUUUCGGCAACAUGCCUGUACGACCGAUGUCAAUGUCAUCAGGCACUGGGUUACGCUUUUGGAAGCUAUUGCCAGGACGGCGGAGAGAAAGGCUGCCUCGACAAAGCAACAUAGCGGAAUACUACUGGAUGCGACAAGGACGUAUGCAGAAAGGGAAGCAAGCAAAUACCCAUCUGCAUCAUGGCCCUUUGAAAGUAUGAGUGAGUUUUCUGUUCGCCUUCUGGAUCUCGAUGCAGAUGAGGGACUGUAUUGGCAAGACAGAUACGAACGAUAUAAGGAUGACAGACCAUCUAAAGAAGGGAGUGGGAUUUAGUGUGAUAGAGUCAGAGGUUAAAAAGACCUUAUGCUGAUUGGAAGAGAGGUGAGGUAAUUGGGUCCUUUUUGGAUGAUGGAUGAUAUAUGGUUGGGAAGUGGCAUGGUCACCAUGGCAUAAAUAUAAGAGACAAG
Molecule: messenger RNA, 2596 nt
Organism: Exophiala xenobiotica
Lineage: Eukaryota; Fungi; Ascomycota; Eurotiomycetes; Chaetothyriales; Herpotrichiellaceae
Exons: 1
Coding region: 444-2462 (672 amino acids)
Source: RefSeq, a predicted model, not a curated record